UGAAGAAGAAGAAGAAGAAGAAGAGAUGGGCGUAAUAAGAGGGAAGAUAUGUCACGAAUUUCCGGUGGAAGCUCCGGCGAGUGUGGUCUGGCAAUCGUACAGAGGGCUUGAGCUUUCCCGGCUAGUGAACGAGCUGAUGCCUCACCUCGUCGGCACCGCGGAAGUCGUCGAGGGCGAUGGAUCCGCCGGCACGAUUGUCAAACUCAUUUUUCCUCCAGGAACUCCGGGAAUCGGAUAUCUAAAAGGAGUGUUCAGAAUCAUGGACGACGAGAAGCGUGUGAGGGAAUCGGACGUGUUCGAAGGUGGUUAUCUCCAUCUCGGGUUUGAUCGAUAUACCAUUCGCAUCGAGAUCGUUGACGAUGAUGUCCACAUGCAUCGUAGUAUUGUCAGAUCGACAGUCAAGUACGAGCUCAAGGAUGACUCGAAAGCUCACCUCCUUUCGCAACUCUCGAUCCAGAUGCAUAUCACUAUUGCACACGUCGUCGGUGAUUACAUUGUCAACGAUCGCAAAAAACUGACUCAUCCUUCGUGAACCAUGUUAUGCGCAAUGCUUUGCUUGGUUUGGUAAUAAAUAAGUGAAAGACUAUUUGUGGU
Messenger RNA from Linum tenue, 594 nucleotides. The record is from the annotation of a GenBank genome assembly. Lineage: Eukaryota; Viridiplantae; Streptophyta; Magnoliopsida; Malpighiales; Linaceae.